Messenger RNA from Fonticula alba, 1449 nucleotides. RefSeq lists its product as hypothetical. Bases 1 to 1359 code for a protein of 452 amino acids. The transcript is spliced from 2 exons. NCBI's taxonomy places the organism in Eukaryota, Rotosphaerida, Fonticulaceae. The record is from RefSeq and is a predicted model, not a curated record.
AUGUCUGGGAAGGGGGGCGGGGCGACGUAUGUCGAGGCCAAGGUUGUUGUUGAUGCGCCAGCAUUGCAAGCCGCCGGGGCAGCGCAGCGCCGUGCCAGUUGCCGCUCGCUGGAGCGCCUCCUGCGCAUGACCGACCCCACGGCCGGACAAUCGGUGUCCGACACGCCCGAACCCGCCACAUUGGUGGACCUUCCCUCGCUUUUCCAUACUCUGUCCCCGGUGUCAGAUCCGGUGUCAAUCGAGCAGCAACCAGCUCCGAAUGUGGUUCCGGGUGACGGGCCCCCCGUGAACGACCCCCCCCGGCCGUUGUCCCUCUCCUUCAGUGGGCUCCUCCGCUCGGCCUCCAAAUCGCGCCUGCCCUCUGGCGCGUGUACUCCCCUACCGCCGGCCGAAGGGCAGGGCGCUUCCGCCAGCUUUGCCGGGGUACCGGACGAUCGUCCGCCCCUGUCCUCACCCCAUUUGCCACCGGCCGCCGCCGCCGCCACCACCGCCGCCGCCAUGUCCGGCCCUUUGCCACUUCUUACGCCCAAGGUGGAGCCUUCAACCGGCACGUCGGGCGCCACAUCUCCCAUGCUCCCGCGUGUGAUUCUAUCCAUCCCCUCAUCGCCACUGAAGGGUGCCUUGACAUUGUCCCUUUCGCGAUCGGCCAGUGUUGGGGAUCCGCCCGGCACAGCGCCCCAUUCACCGGAGUUGUCUACUUUGCCAACGCUCCCCGCUCUAUCGGAGCCCGGGCCCCUGCUUCGGUCAGUGUCCUCGCCCGUGGGUCCGACCGGUGGCAUGGACGUGGACCCAUCGGGGGGGGCCCCGCUUUCGCCGCUCCUGCCUGGCCUGGCGGUGACCGUCAAGACCGAGGAGGGAAUCCAGCGUGCGGCGCCGGCCCUGGAGUCGUUUGGCAGUGAGACGCCCCCGAGCCAGACCCCACGCAAGCUCUCCCUCUCCUUCACAUUGCCCAAGGCACCAAGCGCUGACGCCCUCCCAGUGUCAUCGCCGCCACCCCUGCCGCCGCCCCCCUCGUCAUCCCUGCCUGCCAUGGGUGAGGAGCGGCGGCCAGCCAGUGCCACGCCCGGCAGCCCGAUGUCCCUGGCAUCGACAGCCGGCCGGUCCGGUGCCGGCCCUCAGCCUGGCCCUUCCGCACCGCCUGCCUCGGCUUCGGACCCCUCGCCGGUGUCCAGUCCGGCCCCGCGAUUGAUCCUGUCAUUAUCGUCACCGGUGGCGGCAACCGCCCCGGUGGCGCCCGGGGGAGCGGGCUCCCCCUCUCUGGGGCCCAUUGUCGCUCCUCCAGCCGUCGCUGCAAUGUCCCCUGGACUUGAGGGUCAUCCGAUGGAUGGUGAUGAUAGCGACGACUUUUCAGAUGUCUAGGCCAUUGGGUCGUGCUUGCGCAUUCCUGUCCCCUGUUCAAUCCUCUCUUCCUCUCCCAAGUGAGAGGUGAUACAUCCAGAAAAAUGGGCA